Acytostelium subglobosum LB1 is the source of this 1080-nucleotide messenger RNA. RefSeq lists its product as hypothetical. Gene Ontology annotation, molecular function: RNA binding. The record is from RefSeq and is a predicted model, not a curated record. Lineage: Eukaryota; Evosea; Eumycetozoa; Acytosteliales; Acytosteliaceae. Bases 1 to 1080 code for a protein of 359 amino acids. The transcript has 3 exons.
AUGUCAGAAUCAUCAUCACCAACACAAGCCAGAAACAUAGAGGCAGUAUUUGUUACAAAUAUAUCAUACAAAGCAAAUACAAAGACUGUUUCAGACUUCUUCUCAUUCUGUGGAAAGAUCAUCGACUUGGUAUUGAGAGAAGAUGCAGCUAGAUCUGCACAAGAAGGAAUAGUUGUAUUUGAGACAGAGUCAGCUGCCAAGACUGCAUUGUUGUUGACCAAUGCAUUGAUUGUGGACAAGGUCAUACAGGUGGUUCCAUAUAAUGCAUCGAUACAUGGUCCAGUGGACUCUAGUAACAGAACGGUCAGCUCACCACAGAGUGCCGAUGCCAUCAGUGUAAAUAGUGACUCAUCGUCAAACUUGGGUGGCGAGCACAACCCAGCUGUGAACUUGUCAAAGGACUCGAUAACCAAUCGCGAGCACACCGUGCCAGACUCUGAGAGAACAAAGACAUCGGUCAUUGCAUCAAUGUUGGCGGCUGGAUACACACUGGGACAGGAGGCCAUCCACAAGGCCAGACAGGUGGACGAGGAGAACAACAUCUCCAACAAGAUCAAGGGUGGCGCCGAGUCGAUCAAGGCGACCGCCUCAGAGAUCGAUCAGAAGCUGCACAUCAGUGAGGGAGCGAGUGCAAUCAAGACCGCUGUUGUGGAGAAGGCAAAGGAGAUGCACAUUGGAGAGAACGCCACCGCUGUCAAGACUGCCGUGGUGGAGAAGGCCAAGGCUGUGGACGAGCGAUUCCAGAUCAGUGGCAUGUUCAAGAGUGCCACGGACAUGAUCUCGCAACAGAUGUCGACGUUGGCUGCCAAGGCACAGGAGAACCCCACCGUGUCCAAGGGCGUGGACAUGGUCUCCAGUCUGGGCACGGGAAUCAAGCAGACGGCCACCAACAUCUCGCAAUCCGUAGAGAACCAGUUCACUUCAAUCUCUGAGGAGUCAAGUCGUUUGAUCGAGGAGAAAAAGAAAGAGAAGUAUGACGCAGACUUUGAAAUGAAGCCAACCGAGCCAAGCCACAAUGAAGAUGCAGAGAUUGAGUCGCUCAUCCAGGAGCAUCUGAACGAACCAACCAAUGAGCAGUAG